This is a messenger RNA of Rhinolophus ferrumequinum (greater horseshoe bat), 464 nucleotides long. Its product is annotated as 40S ribosomal protein S17-like. Gene Ontology annotation, molecular function: structural constituent of ribosome. Gene Ontology annotation, biological process: translation. The transcript has a single exon. The coding region runs from base 4 to 411 and encodes 135 amino acids. Lineage: Eukaryota; Metazoa; Chordata; Mammalia; Chiroptera; Rhinolophidae. Gene Ontology annotation, cellular component: ribosome. The record is from RefSeq and is a predicted model, not a curated record.
AAGAUGGGCCGCGUUCGCACUAAGACCGUGAAGAAGGCGGCCAGGGUCAUCAUCGAGAAGUACUGCACGUGCCUGGGCAAUGACUUCCACACCAACAAGUGCGUGUGCGAGGAGAUCGCCAUUAUUCCAAGAAAGAAGCUCCGCAACAAAAUAGCUGGCUAUGUCACACAUCUGAUGAAGCGGAUUCAGAGAGGCCCGGUAAGAGGUAUCUCCAUCAAGCUGCAGGAAGAGGAGAGAGAAAGGAGAGAUAAUUAUGUGCCUGAGGUCUCAGCCCUGGAUCAGGAGAUCAUUGAAGUUGAUCCAGAUACUAAGGAAAUGCUGAAACUCUUGGACUUUGGCAGUCUGUCCAACCUGCAGGUCACUCAGCCUACAGUUGGGAUGAAUUUCAAAACACCUCGUGGAGCCGUUUGAAUCUUUCUUCUGUGCUGUCAUAGUUUCAAUAAACCAUGGACAACCUUAAAAAA